This is a messenger RNA of Mercurialis annua (annual mercury), 2756 nucleotides long. Its product is annotated as alpha-N-acetylglucosaminidase. The coding region runs from base 153 to 2576 and encodes 807 amino acids. The transcript has 19 exons. NCBI's taxonomy places the organism in Eukaryota, Viridiplantae, Streptophyta, Magnoliopsida, Malpighiales, Euphorbiaceae. The record is from RefSeq and is a predicted model, not a curated record.
ACAUAAACCGAACCAAGCAGCAAAUACGACAGGCAUGUCGUCAAAAUCAGAUGAUGACAAUUGCCACCCAUCAAUUAUUCCUCUCAAAAUCAUAAAAACUUGUCAUUUCAUUCAAAUUUCAUUCUUCAAAACUUACCCAUUUGAUCAAAUUCAUGGUUUCCUCAAUGUAUCACUUAAUUUCCUACUCAAUAAUACUACUACUGUCAUUACCAGUAGCCUUAUCCAGUUCAAGAACAGACUCUAUAGACUCUUUAAUUAGCCGUUUGGAUUCAAAAAAAUCAUCUCCACCAGUUCAAGAAUCAGCUGCUAAAGGUGUUUUACAGAGAUUGCUUCCUUCCCAUGCACGCAGUUUUCAGUUCAAGAUCGUCUCUAAGGAUGUUUGUGGUGGACAGAGCUGCUUUUUAAUAAACAAUUCCAAUCAAUUGACUCAGAAUGAGCCUCAGAUAAUUAUUAAAGGGAGCACUGCGGUAGAGCUUGCUUCUGGCCUCCAUUGGUAUUUGAAGUACUGGUGUGGAGCUCAUAUUUCAUGGGACAAGACUGGUGGCAUUCAAAUAGCUUCAAUUCCUGUACCAGGAUCACUGCCUCGCAUAAAAGAUGAAGGAAUAAUGAUUCGACGGCCUGUCCCUUGGAACUAUUACCAAAAUGUUGUUACAUCCAGCUAUUCAUAUGUAUGGUGGAAUUGGGAAAGAUGGGAGAAAGAGAUAGAUUGGAUGGCUCUUCAGGGGAUUAAUCUACCUUUGGCCUUCACGGGACAAGAAGCCAUUUGGCAAAAAGUGUUCAUGAACUUUAAUGUUAGUGCGGAAGAUUUGAAUGAUUUCUUUGGUGGACCUGCUUUCCUUGCUUGGGCUCGUAUGGGGAAUUUACAUGCGUGGGGUGGGCCUUUAUCACAAAAUUGGUUGGAUCAACAGUUGGCUUUACAGAAACAAAUAGUCUCUCGUAUGCUGGAGUUUGGCAUGACUCCAGUGCUUCCAUCAUUCUCUGGGAAUGUUCCAGCAGCUUUGAAGAAGAUUUUCCCUUCAGCAAAUAUAACUAGGCUUGGGGACUGGAACACUGUGGAUAAAAAUCCUCGUUGGUGCUGUACUUACCUUCUUAAUCCUUCUGAUCCCUUGUUUGUUGAAAUUGGAGAGGCAUUUAUUAGACAACAAGUUAAAGAAUAUGGGGAUGUGACAGACAUCUACAACUGCGAUACAUUCAAUGAAAAUCUCCCACCUACAAGUGAUCCAUUAUUCAUCUCUUCACUAGGUGCUGCGGUGUAUAAAGCAAUGUCCAAAGGUGAUCCGGAUGCUGUGUGGUUGAUGCAAGGUUGGCUUUUCUAUUCAGACUCUGCAUUUUGGCAACCGCCGCAAAUGAAGGCUCUAUUACACUCUGUUCCUUUCGGGAAAAUGAUAGUUCUAGAUCUGUUUGCUGAUGUCAAACCGAUAUGGAGAUCUUCCUCCCAAUUUUAUGGCACUCCUUAUGUCUGGUGUAUGUUGCAUAAUUUUGGGGGAAAUAUUGAAAUGUAUGGCAUAUUGGAUGCAAUAUCUACAGGUCCAGUCGAAGCCCGUGUCAGUAAAAAUUCAACCAUGGUUGGUGUUGGUAUGUGCAUGGAAGGAAUAGAGCACAAUCCAGUUGUUUACGAACUGAUGUCUGAAAUGGCAUUUCGCAGCGAAAAAGUUCAACUUCUGGAUUGGCUGAAGACCUACUCCCGUAGACGAUAUGGUAAAGCAGUUCAUCAGGUCGAAGCAGCUUGGGAGAUUCUUUACCACACAAUCUACAAUUGUUCAGAUGGAAUUGCUAACCAUAACAGCGAUUUCAUAGCGAAAUUACCAGACUGGGAUCCUUCAAUUGAAUCUGGACAAGACUCAUUGAAACAGGAUAACAUAUAUAGCUUCCUUCACCGACCCGGAACCAGAAGAUUCUUAUUUCAAGGACCAAGUUCCCCAUUGCCCCAGGCACACUUAUGGUACUCCACUCACGAGGUGAUCAAUGCACUACAAUUAUUCAUCGAUGGUGGAAAUCAUCUUAGAGGAAGUCUCACAUACAGAUACGACUUGGUUGACUUAACUAGGCAAGUUCUGUCAAAACUAGCAAACAAAGUAUAUAUUGAUGCUAUAAUGGCUUUCCGGAAUAAAGAUGCUCAUGACUUGAAUCGUCAUAGCCAAAAGUUUAUACAACUCAUUAAGGAUGUUGACGUACUUCUUGCUUCCGAUGAUAAUUUUCUACUCGGAACAUGGCUUGAAAGUGCAAAAGGGCUUGCAGUGAAUCCUCAUGAGACGAGACAGUAUGAAUGGAACGCUAGAACGCAAGUGACGAUGUGGUACGAUACAAUGAAAACCAAUCAGAGCAAGCUCCAUGAUUAUGCAAACAAAUUUUGGAGUGGAUUGCUAGAAGACUACUAUCUUCCGAGAGCCGCAACCUAUUUCGAUCAUCUGGAGAAGAGCUUGAAAAAAAAUGAGAAAUUGAAUCUGCAGGCUUGGAGGGAAAAAUGGAUUACAUUAUCAAAUGAAUGGCAAGCAGAUAAAAAGCAUUAUCCAGUGAAGGCCAAAGGAGAUGCACUUGCUAUUUCUAAAGCACUGUAUGGUAAGUAUUUUGGUUAACUAUAUGAUGGGUUUGUUUGUCUAUUGGUUCAUAGGGCUACAGUUCAAACCAGACUUAACCAAAUAGAUUGCCUCUAAAGGAUAAAACCAAACUGAAUUAAAUUGAGGUAAUUUGUUUUUGUUAGGUGAUUUUAUGUUAAAUAUGUUUCAUAAUGAACAAGUUUCUGGUUUAGUUAGCUA